This is a messenger RNA of Symbiodinium necroappetens, 435 nucleotides long. The record is from the annotation of a GenBank genome assembly. Lineage: Eukaryota; Dinophyceae; Suessiales; Symbiodiniaceae.
AUGCCCGGAGAGGGGGACGGGUACAUCAAGGCUGGCUCUAUGAAAAGGGGGCACUUUGUUGACCAGGAGGUCGAGGAGAUUGAUAAAGCCAGACUGGACGCCACUUUCGGCGAGCUGGCUGCCUCCGUCAAGGAAGCAAAGUGGACGGCCGACGGCUCAACUUUGACCGCGCCCGGCGGCUUUAAGAUGAAAUGCUACACCGAGGUGGAGGAGGAAGAGGACUACCUCAUCGCAAUACAGACGCCGGGACACUCCCUGGUAGUCGGAAACCUCGGCUGCCACCCAUUCGUGGAGCUGGAGUGGAUGUGGUUUGGGAAUUCGGACGGCUCCACAACCCACAAAGUACCGGAGAAAACACUCGUCAAGAAUGCAGUGAGGCUGUGCAAGAAAGCUAUCGCUGAUGCGCAAACCUUCAUGUUUGACCAGGAGCACUGA